Molecule: messenger RNA, 662 nt
Organism: Daphnia pulicaria
Lineage: Eukaryota; Metazoa; Arthropoda; Branchiopoda; Diplostraca; Daphniidae
Exons: 3
Coding region: 36-455 (139 amino acids)
Source: RefSeq, a predicted model, not a curated record
GAACAAAUUCACAGUCUAACAUUGCCUCCUCUAACAUGAAGACUUCUCUUGUGAUUCUGGUUUUGAGCGCCGUUGUGGCCGCUGUUGUUGCGGAAGGCGAAUAUGCGCCACCUGCAUACGAGAAGAAGUACGACGGCUAUUUCCAGUACGCCAACGUGCCUGGUCCAGAGGAAUACGAAUUCGGAUACAACCGCGGAAACGCUCAACACAAUCGCAAUCAUUACGAGCAGUCCAAGGAUAGCCGUUUCCGCACCAAGGUCAAGUGGGCUGAUACCUACGCCGGAAAUGGUGAGCACUACUGGGAAUACAACCAUGCGGAUGCUGGAUACAAAGCUCCCGCCUAUGAAGCCCCAGCUUACCCCGCCCCAGCUUACUCCGCACCGGCUUACUCCGCACCGGGUUAUUCCGAGAACAUUCCAUCCUUCGAGCCAGCCCCAGCAGCUGGUAAACAGUAAAUAAUUGUUAUUAUUUUACUGAACUGAGCUUGCUUCCAGCCUGAAAUAAUGGAUACCCUUGUCAUCAUCAUCGACAUUGUCUCUCCAUUUUAAAAUCAUUUGUGCGGCCUUGUGUCUGCUGGUCAGACGUCUUAUCGAUCCAUCCAUCCUCCCCAAGAUCGUUUCCAAAUAUCGUAAUAAUAAUAAAUAUUGUUAAUAUUGAAAACA